Leptinotarsa decemlineata (Colorado potato beetle) is the source of this 312-nucleotide messenger RNA. RefSeq names its product probable pseudouridine-5'-phosphatase. Gene Ontology annotation, molecular function: phosphatase activity. The record is from RefSeq and is a predicted model, not a curated record. NCBI's taxonomy places the organism in Eukaryota, Metazoa, Arthropoda, Insecta, Coleoptera, Chrysomelidae.
GCAUGUGCGGCAUGCUUUCAAGUCGUGCAAAAAAUCAGAAAAUACUCAUACAUUCAUUCAUUUUUAUGUAAUAUUUUCAAAUCUAUUCAAUCCAAUCAUACUACUUAUUAGCUGCUCUACGGUUAUAAAAGAUGAUAUUCGAAGCUGAAGUUAGUACGAGAGCUGAAAGCAUCUCUGACGUUUGUAAACUCGCGAAAAAUCAUUGAUUUCGUCCUCCUCUACUGCCUCGAACCUAUUUGAAGGUGCCCCUGGCCAUAAUGCAGUUCAAAAAAGUAACUCACGUUAUAUUCGAUAUGGAUGGACUCUUGAUUG